AUGCUGAGGGGACUCCACCACUCGACAGACUACAAAGUGAUCAAGCACGAGCUCGAGUCCCUUUCUGCUAACUCGUUCUUCGUCACUGGGUUGGCAAUAAACACAGCCGUACACCAGUCGGCAGGAUACACGCCAGCCUACCUCAAUUUUGGAAAGGAGUUACGACUUCCCGAGGCCCUUCAUGAAGGUAUUGAAGUAGAUCCAGGGGACAACCCUAGAGUACCAGACCGUCUGCAACUUCUGAGGACUAUACAAGACACCGUGAAGCUAAACCUCUCCAAAGCCUAUCAACGCCAAGCUAAAUAUUACAACCUUCGCAGUCGACCAAACACGUUCAAGGAGGGACAACAUGUGUUAUGCAGGAGACAUGAACUUUCAGAUGCUGCAAGAGGAUUCGCCGCCAAAUUGGCCCCACAAUUUGACGGACCCUAA
Messenger RNA from Macrosteles quadrilineatus (aster leafhopper), 432 nucleotides. RefSeq lists its product as uncharacterized. Bases 1 to 432 code for a protein of 143 amino acids. Lineage: Eukaryota; Metazoa; Arthropoda; Insecta; Hemiptera; Cicadellidae. The transcript is spliced from 2 exons. The record is from RefSeq and is a predicted model, not a curated record.